CGCGUGUAGUGCGUCAGUAUUGCUCUACUGGGCCCGCCGUCGCCGCAGUCAGCAUGGUGUCGUGUGUCCCCCGCGCCCCCGCGCUGCUGCUGGCGCUAGCCCUCCUGGCCGGGGGGGGCAACGCCGCGCGCAUCCUGUGCUACUUCCCCGUGCCGUCCAUCAGCCACCAGGUGGUGUUCCGGCCGCUCACGCAGGAGCUGGCGCGGCGCGGGCACCAGGUGACCGUGCUCACCCCCGACCCCGCCUUCCCCCCCGGCGCCGCGCCCGCCAACCUCACCGAGGUCGACUUCCACGACCGCUCCUACGAGCUGUGGCGCGAGGCCUUCGUCAAAGAGAUCACCGGCAACUCCAAGAAGUCUUUCAACGCGCUGAAGAGCGGGUUCAGCGCGAUCAUCGACGUGAUCGACUACCAGCUGGGCACGGCGGAGAUGCGGCGCGCGCUGGCCGCCGGCCCCUACGACCUCGUGUUCACGGAGGCGCUCGCGCGGCCCGCGCUCGUGCUCGGACACAUCUUCGACGCGCCCGUCAUUCAGAUCAGCUCGUUCGGUGCUCUGCCUCCCAGUUUCCAAGUUUUUGGCGCACCCUCCCACCCGAUUCUUUAUCCAGAGCUGUCGCGAAAGAGGCUGUACAAUUUGUCGCUUUGGGAGAAGAUCGAGGGUAUCUACGAGGACCUGUCGCUGCACUGGCUGCAGUGGCAGCUGCAGGCGGCGGAGGACGCGGUGCUGGCGCGGCACGUGCCGGGGGCGCCGCGCGUAGCGGAGCUGGGCGCGCGCGCGCAGCUGCUGUUCCUCAACGUGCACCGCGUGUUCGACGGCAACCGCCCCGCGCCGCCCGGCGUCGUGUACCUCGGCGGCCUGCACCAGAAGCCGCCGCAGGAGUUGCCAUCGGACAUCAAAUCGUACCUGGACAGCUCGAAGCACGGCGUGAUCUACAUGAGUUUCGGCACGAACGUGUCCCCGUCGCGGCUGCCGGCGGCGAGCAUCCAGCUGUUCAACCGCGUGUUCGCCGCGCUGCCCUACGACGUGCUGUGGAAGUGGGACCAGGACGAGAUGCCGGGGAAGGCCGACAACGUCCGGAUCUCCAAGUGGCUGCCGCAAGCUGAUUUGUUAAGGCACCCGAAGGUGGUGCUGUUCAUCACGCAGGCGGGGCUGCAGUCCACGGACGAGGCCAUCACCGCCGGGGUGCCGCUGCUGGCCUUCCCCAUGCUCGGGGACCAGUGGUACAACGCGGAGAAGUACGAGCACCUGCACAUCGGGCUCAAGCGUGAGCUCGCUGCCCUCACCGACGAGCUACUCGCCGCCUCCAUACACACGCUCAUCCACGACGACUCCUACCGUGCCAGCAUCAAACGCCUGGGCGCGGUGGUGUCGGACCAGCCGCAGUCCCCGCUGGAGCGCGCCGUGUGGUGGACCGAGCACGCGCUGCGCCACCGCGGGGCCGCCCACCUCCGCGCGCCCGCCGCCGGCGUCUCCUGGGCAGAGUUCCUCAUGCUCGACGUACUGGCAGCGAUCUCCGCCGCCGCGCUAGCCGCUAUCACCGUCUGCGUAGUCGUGUUGAGGACCAUUUUAUGUUACGCUGUUCAAGAGAACUGCGAAGGUUAAGAAGAAUUAGUUUAGUGAGGAUUAUUAGUGAUUUGAUGACUGGGUGUUUGUGUGUUGUGUGUAUGGAGAGAAUAGUGUAGGUACAGGGAAACAAAAGUUGUUCAGAAUUAAAAGGUUUACGUACCCAUUUUUGUUCAACAUCCUGUUAUAGGAGUAUAAUAGGAGUCUAAUACAAAAGUACUUACAUGAAUUACCUACGUACUGGUACUGGUUAAUUUUCAGUUCUAUUAUUAAAUUUUUAAUACCUACCUAUUUUU
Plutella xylostella (diamondback moth) is the source of this 1858-nucleotide messenger RNA. RefSeq names its product UDP-glucosyltransferase 2. The record is from RefSeq and is a predicted model, not a curated record. Gene Ontology annotation, molecular function: UDP-glycosyltransferase activity. Lineage: Eukaryota; Metazoa; Arthropoda; Insecta; Lepidoptera; Plutellidae.